AUGAUGGUCGGGCCAACGAUACAGGACGAAUUAUUUUGUAUCAUCUUACGUCUUCGGCAGCACAAAUAUGUGAUGUCAGCCGACAUCACUAAGAUGUACAGGCAAAUCUGGAUGCACGAGUCACAACGCGACCUUCAAAGAAUUUUAUGGAGAUGGACACCCGAUGAGCCUCUACGUACAUUCCGAUUAAAUACGAUUACCUAUGGUACGUCCAGCGCUCCUUUUUUAGCAACGAGAUGCCUGACAGAGAUCGCGCAACUACACCAUAGCAAACAUCCUGCAGCGGCAGAAAUCAUCAGGCGAGAUUUCUACGUCGACGAUUUGUUGACGGGUAAGGACGAGAUAGGUGAACUUGUCAAGCUACAAAGGGACAUCAUCCAAAUAUUAAAGACUGCCCAAUUUGAGCUGAGGAAAUGGAGGUCAAAUGCACCAGAGCUCUGUACAACGGAAAUAGAUAAGGAGUCUACAGUACCAAUAGGGGAGGAAGUCAAGACCCUUGGCUUACCGUGGAACACUACAUCAGAUAGUCUUACAUACAAGGCUUGUACAAAUAGCAGCAAUAAAAGGAUCACAAAGCGGAGCAUGCUGUCCGAUAUAGCUCAGCUAUAUGACCCGCUUGGAUUGUUGGGUCCAGUGAUCGUGCAAGCAAAAAUAAUGUUGCAAGAAUUGUGGCAACUCAAGCUGGGCUGGGAUGAGUCCAUGCCUAUGCAGUCUCAUUCAAGUUGGAAAAAAUGGCGCCAGCACAUUGAAUGCGUCAACCACAUCUCCAUUGCAAGGCAAGUGAUCUGCGAUAAACCAACAUUCAUAGAACUACACGGCUUUUGCGACGCGUCGGAGAAGGCAUACGGCGCGUGUGUGUAUAUCUGCAGUAUAAAUGCGAAGCAAGAACGCACAAUUAAAUUAGUAUGCGCCAAAUCGCGAGUUGCACCACUCAAAAGGAUAUCGAUGCCACGUCUAGAGCUUUGUGGAGUGCUCCUGUUAGCCCAACUCUGUGGCAAGAUAAAAGACGCCAUGAUAAUCCCUAUAAAGGACACGCACCAUUGGAGUGACUCUACUAUUACGUUGGCGUGGAUUGCAGGUGAACCUCAUCAGUGGCACACAUUUGUCGCAAAUAGAAUAUCGGAAAUACACCGGCUAACGGACAAGCACAAAUGGCACCAUGUGCGAUCAGAUCAGAACCCAGCUGAUCUGUUGUCGCGAGGUGUUAACGCGGAGGACUUAAAAGGAAAACAAUUAUGGUGGGAAGGACCAUCAUUCUUGCAACAGCAGAGCGGUUUUAAUUCACACACGCCUCCCGAUCUGAAGGAUAUACCAGAACGCAAAGGAACUAAUCCGUGUCUAGCCGCUAUGGAAUCAGAAGGGCCGGACACCACUCUCAUCCAGAGGUUUUCAUCGUUCACACGUUUAAAAAGAGUCGUCGCGUAUUGCUUGCGGUUUGCAGCCAAUGCACGACUCAAGGGAUCUCGCCUAUACCUUAAACGAAGCGGAGUUCUAUCUGUGCAGGAGCUAGAGGAUAGCACUGUAGUCAUAAUAAAACAAGUUCAGAGCGUGGAGUUUGCCGACGAGUUGAGAUCUCUGCAAUCUAAUUCACCGGUCAAUCAUAAAAGUGAACUACGUAAUUUACAUCCGUUCCUAGAUUCGAAAGGGCAAAUCAGAGUGGAGGGGAGACUUAGUCACACUCAGCUACCAUACUCUCAAAAACAUCCGAUUGUGCUUCCGGGGAAGCAUCAUAUCACCGAGUUGCUCGUAAGACAUGAACAUUAUCGAAACUUACAUGCGGGACAGCAAGCGGUGUUGCCUGCUAUUCGUACACGAUAUUGGCCUUUGUCUGGAAGAAUAGCGAUUCGGAGAGUCUUGAGAAGAUGCAUAGUGUGUUUUCGAGCACAACCAGUUUGUAUAAAGCAGUUAAUGGGCGACUUACCUCGUCAUCGAGUUAUUCAAGCCAGACCAUUCCUCAACACGGGGCUUGAUUAUGCCAAGCCGUUUUCGGUAAAGCUGUCUAGAAAUAAAACCUCAAAGGCAUACGUAUGUCUAUUCGUAUGUUUUGCCGUUAAAGCUGUACACUUGGAAUUAGUGAAUGACUUGAGCACUACAUGUUUCCUUAACGCUCUUAAACGCUUUGUCGCAAGACGUGGACGUUGCAUCAAUUUAUACUCUGACAAUGGUACCAACUUUGUGGGGGCCAACAAUGCACUUAAAGAGGUAAAGGAGAUUCUGACAAAAGAAGCCACUCAAGAUCAAAUAAAAACUUUUUUAGCCGAGCAAUCAAUUGCUUGGCAUUUUAUUCCUGCAUACUCCCCACACAUGGGAAGCCUCUGGGAGGCUGCAAUAAAAUCAGCAAAGACACACAUGCGCAAGGUGAUUGGUUCGAUGACACUGACCUUAGAAGAAUUAUAUACAGUAUUGACACAGAUAGAAGCGUGCAUGAAUUCGCGUCCGCUGACGCUUAUUUCACAAGAUCCCAAUGAUCUAAUCGCACUAACGACCGGGCACUUCCUGAUCGGGGAACCACUCACGGCGAUUCCGGAGUGCGAAGUGUCCGACGUUCCUAGUAAUAGACUCAAUCGGUACGAAUAUUUAAUACAACUCAAGCAACAUUUUUGGAAAAGGUGGUCGCAGGAGUAUAUUGCACAACUUCAGCCACGUACUAAAUGGCAAAUAGCCAAAGAAAACAAUAUCCGUAUUGGUACCAUGGUACUUUUAAAGAAUGAAAAUACUCCUUUGAUGACUUGGCUGAUGGGUCGUAUUCUUGAGUCACACCCAGACAAGAAAGGUUUGAUUCGAGUGGUAACCAUUCGCACUAAAAAUGGCACGUGCCAAAGAGCUAUAUCAAAAAUAUGUUUGUUACCUGUUGAUAGUAUGCCGUUAACAGAUGCAUAA
Molecule: messenger RNA, 2880 nt
Organism: Solenopsis invicta (red fire ant)
Lineage: Eukaryota; Metazoa; Arthropoda; Insecta; Hymenoptera; Formicidae
Exons: 1
Coding region: 1-2880 (959 amino acids)
Biological process (GO): DNA integration
Molecular function (GO): nucleic acid binding
Source: RefSeq, a predicted model, not a curated record